Antechinus flavipes (yellow-footed antechinus) is the source of this 7559-nucleotide messenger RNA. It is a transcript of the gene LSM1, whose product is annotated as LSM1 homolog, mRNA degradation associated. The record is from RefSeq and is a predicted model, not a curated record. Gene Ontology annotation, molecular function: RNA cap binding. Lineage: Eukaryota; Metazoa; Chordata; Mammalia; Dasyuromorphia; Dasyuridae. Gene Ontology annotation, cellular component: P-body; Lsm1-7-Pat1 complex. The coding region runs from base 382 to 783 and encodes 133 amino acids. The transcript has 4 exons. Gene Ontology annotation, biological process: deadenylation-dependent decapping of nuclear-transcribed mRNA.
GUGAAUCUAUGCUAGUUUGGGCCAACCUUCGUGAAAUGAGAUGGGGGAGCGAAGAAACGAAAUGCGCAGUUUUUCCUCAGCCUAAAAAAGAACAAGACGCGUUCCCCACUAUCUAGUGUAGUUCACGUUACAUCUCUUUCCUUUCUCCUUCCUUAGGGGUCUGCGCCGUACAACCCGCUGCUAGAAUGGAAGUCCACGUGAUACCGGAAGUGGGCGGGGGCUAGGAGGAACUUCCGGUAACCCCUCCGCGGCGGAUAGCCGCGGUGGACCUGCUGGUACCGACCCAGCAGAGGAGACGAAGCGGCAGGAGGAGAAGGACGCGGCUGGUUCGCCCCUCCUCUCCUCACCGCUCCUCAGCCCAGCUCCUCCUCCCGGUUCAAGAUGAACUAUAUGCCGGGUACCGCCAGCCUCAUCGAGGAUAUUGACAAGAAACACUUGGUGCUCCUUCGAGAUGGUAGGACUCUUAUAGGCUAUUUGCGAAGCAUUGAUCAAUUUGCUAAUUUAGUGUUACACCAGACUGUGGAACGUAUUCAUGUGGGCAAAAAAUAUGGCGAUAUUCCUCGAGGGAUUUUUGUUGUCCGAGGAGAAAAUGUGGUCCUCCUUGGAGAAAUAGAUCUGGAGAAGGAAAGUGAUACUCCCCUUCAGCAAGUGUCUAUUGAGGAAAUCCUAGAAGAACAAAGAGUGGAACAGCAGACUAAGCAGGAAGCAGAAAAACUGAAAGUCCAAGCUCUCAAGGAAAGGGGCCUCUCUAUUCCCCGUGCAGAUACUCUGGAUGAGUACUAGAUGUUCUGCUCUGAAACUUGCUCUCCUAGCAGCAGAAUUUGUCACUGGAGUUUUAGUGACACAAUGGUUACUCUUUACAUUGAACUGAAGACUAUAGAGUUUUGGAAAAUGGUUUUAUUUUGGAUUCGAUUUCACAAUUAUGCCAUGAAGAAAUCAUGUGGCCUUAAUUUUUUCUUAACAGAAUCACUGUAUAAAGGAGCAUGGAAUUUUUCACACAUGGCUGUGGAGCCAACAGAUUACUUCUACUAGGCUUUAUAGAGGAACUUAUUCACUUGUAAAUAAAAUAUGAAUCUCAAAACCAACUUAUUCCCCACAUCGAAGCCCACAUCUGUAUCCAGGUAUUGGAUUAAGGAGCAGCUUAUCACAAAAAUGAUAAGUGUUACUGUUGAGGUUGGGAAGGGGAACCACCAAAAGUUUGGGGUCAUAGACUGGUGCCUGUGAAGUAUCUCAAAAAAAUUUGCAGGCUUGAAUCCAUCUCCUACUCAAGGGGAAAAGUUUAUUAUAAUUGUAAUGCCAUUACAAAGCAAGCUAAAUCUGCAAAAGAAAUUAGCAAAGAAACAGAAGCAAGAGACACAAUUAUUCAGUGUUCUAUCAUUGACAUGCGAAUUCUAUAGCUUAUAAGUAGAACUGUGGAAUGGUCUCUGGAAUUUGGUUAUCACUGACCAACAGAUUAUUUAUCUGACUGUCAGCAAUGAACUGAGUUGUGGUCUUAUUUACUAUUGUAUCAGGAUGUUUGAUCUGUGGGACUAUCCUGAGGCCAGAAGCUAUCUGAUUGAGGAGUGGUCUAUUCAGAAUCAGACAGAUUGGGCAUGGGAAUUUCCUGAGGCAGACUCUAAAGCCAGAAGAUUUAGAAUUACUGAUUUAACAGAAAUCCCCCUAAAAUCAGAGGACCACAAAAUCAUAUUACAUCAUUACUACAGUAAGAAUAGCUGUAUUAGACUUGGAAGGGGCAAAAUUAAAAGUCCAUUUUAUUGUGCAACUGCAGCAAUGGGUGUCCUAUAGAAUAGGCAUACUUGAAAUCAAACAUGACUUUUUAUACCCUGUCAUCCAAAACAAGAUCCUCCCCUGAUUCCCCAUUGAUUGGGUAAUAUAGAGAUUACAAUCUAUCCAAAGCACCUAAUUCCCCUACAGAAUUCUCUACCCCAUCACAUCUUCCUUACACUUGUGACCCUGCAUAUUUGUUUACCUAACUACUCCUCUUGACAUUCACCUCAUUUGGACAUAAUUUAACCCCUCCCCUGGUUCCCCUUUGGCCGGAUAUCAGAGGUUAUAGUCUUAUCUGGAGAGCCUGAUUUCCCCAGGUAAUUUUCCUCCUUGAUUACAUGUUCCCUCCACUUGAGUGUGAGUUUUUAUCCCUGAUUACAUCUCAUUUUUUCUUACUCUAUUUUAUGGUUUCUCUCCAUAAAUUUUGUUUGCCUUUGUCAACCAAAUUUUAGAUUCUAUUUCUUAGGUUUCGAUUUCUUAUUUAGAUUACAUUUCUCAAGUUUUGUAACUAUGUGGAAAUUAAGCCCUCAUCCAAUUCUAACAAUACUAAUCAUAUGUGGCUCACUUAAGGCAUAUUUCUGAGUCAUGUAUUAACAAUUCCCUUUCUCAUUUUAUUGCUAAACAGUGAAAACUACCCAGCACAGCUGUAUUUUGAUUAGGAUGGGGGAAACUUGAGUAAGGUGAGUUUUCCCAAAAACUUGUCACAAUAGACAUAGAUGUCACAAAUUCAAGCAAGCACACACUGCUAUGGCCUACUAUUCUAACAGUUUUCUCACUGGAUGAUGAGACAAUAGUGUGUCCCAGUGUAUCAGCUGUUUCAACUUUUCUAUCUGUUAGGAAUUGGCUACUGUCCUUCGCAGUGAUUCUCAAACCUUUGUUCUCAGUAUCUUCAUGUUGUUAAAAAACUGUCGAGGAUCUGUUCAAAGAGUUUUUGUUCACAUGAGUUAUAUUUAUAGCUUUUUACUAUAUUAGAAAUAAAUAAUUUUGAAUUUGUAGACCCUCCGAAAGGGUUUCAGAGAUCCCGACAAUUCUUUGGACUACACUUUGAGGACCACUGUAAUCUAUAGUAUGGGUUUUUUAAUUGCCAUCUUUUGAUUUUUCAUCAGCUUUCUUUCCCAAACUAUCCAGAAGCUUAAAAAGCUAGGGAAAGGAGACAGUUCUGUAAAGCUAAGUCAUACUUCUGCCAAGUAUGACUUUUAACUUUCUCACCCAUAAUGCUCCACCCUUGUAAAUAAGAGUGGAAGGUGCAUUUUUCUGAUAUUUUUGGAAUCAAACAAUUUUAAAUGUGUGAUUUGGGGUUUCAGGUUUUAGUGCUUAUUUGUAUAUUUUUUCUGGUUCUUCAUACUGAAUCGGUUCAUAAAUUUUUUCUCCAUGCUUCUAUUAAUUCUUCAUAUUUGUCAUUGCCUAGAAUAUUUUAUGUACCACAAUUAGCAAUUCCCCCUUGAUGGACACUCAUUUUCUUGACAAUUAUUACAAAAAAUGUUGCUGAAGUGGUAAAGUAGGCAUGGUUUUGGGAGAACAUAAUUAUAAAAGGUAAGAGAAAGACAACCUGAUGGCAGGCUAGCUCACAAUUAACCAGAAAGAAGAAGCCAUUAAAGAAAUGCUAAGAGAUAAGAGUGUACCCCACAGCAGGCUUAAUCCUGAACAGGGGUUAGGGAAGAUCUGCACCAUUAAGCAGAUUGUUUAUAGGGGAAAUGAGUCUCUAGGCUUUCUGAUAGGAUAAGUAAAGAUGUGUUUUCUAGAGACUGCUACCUCGGGUAGGACUGUAAUUAAAGUCCACUUGAAGGAAAGACCUACUUUGAAACAAAAGGCUCCCUUAAGAUGUAUUAUCCCAACAGUGCCCUUCCUUGCUUACUUCAGGGAGUAUUAAAAUCCUAUCCGUGCUUCAGGCUUUCUGUCAGCACCCACCUAGCUACCCAGGAAGUCGCUGCUAUGAAUGUUUCAAAGAAUCUGAGACCUUUCUAUAUUUUACCUCCUUUGGUUACAUAAGUUUAAUAUAUGCUUGGGUCAAAAGGUAUCCAGCACAGCUAUUUAAACCUGAAUUUUUCUUUACAUUUUUUCUUUUCUCUUCCCUUUUCUCCCCUUCCCAUCCAAAAUCCAAGAAGCAGUCUGUUGUGGUGAAUGGAAAACUGGCUUGUUCUUGGCCUCCAAGGACACUGGUUCAGCUGCCCUUUCUGAUAUUUUAUGAUCCAGAGGAAGUUGAUGCUCAACAAAAUUUGAAUAUUUUCAGCUGCAAAGAAGGAACAAUGUCUGGAUUGGUAGAGGAGGUCACUAGAAGUUUCCUACCCUGAUUAAAUCAACAGGCUUUGUGUGUGUAUUUGCCCAUGUUUUCUCUGCAUUCCAGUUGAGGUAUAAGAGUCCACCCCCUUACCUUGAGAUGAUACAGAUAAAAACUUCAAAGGGUACUCAUAUGGCUUCCAAUUGUAUGUAAUCAGUUUUUUGCAUGUCUACCAAUGACUAAUGAAAUCAGGUCAAAAAGAAAAGCUAAUAACCUGUGGGCCUACUAGUUAAGUUCCUAUACAUUUAGCAUUUCUUGUCUCCUUGUCCCAUGGAUAUUUAUAGACUAAACAAACCUCAGCUCUGAAUUAUUCCCACUUCAUCUGCAUCUAUUCUCUGAGUGAAGCCAGCUAAGAGAGAUCUAGGCAAUUCAGUCAGGGUCCAUGACAAAUUUAUGUUAUCUAAUCUUAACUAGGUCAGUAGCAAGACAAUCUUUACACUUCUGACUUAUUCUCCAUUGUAGUUCCCAGAGUACCUAUGCCAAACCUUUUCUCAGUCAGCUAAUAAGCCAUGUAUUAGUAGCUAUUAGUAUUAAUAGUAAUUAAUCAUUAAUCAUGAGGCACUAUGCUAAGUUCCAGAAUAUUUUCUCCUUGAGCCUCCCAUACCACCAAGCUCUGAUGGUAAGAUGUGCUUCCUCAUCAACAAAGGACAACCCCACUAGAGAUAACCUGGAUCCCAUCUGCUCUAUCUUGUCUCCACUGCUGGACUCUCUGUUAGUCUCUUCUUUGAUGCCCACAAGUCUCCCUAUCCUUAAAAACCAACCCUUCCCUAGAGCCUACCAUUGUUAGAGCUAUUAUCUUUUAUCUUUGCUUCCCUUUUCCAUUAAGACUCUUGAGAAAGCAGUCUGUCUAUCCUUCAUUCUCUUCUCACUAUACCCUCUACCAUCUGGCUUCUAGCCUCAUUAUCCAGCUGAAACCGCUUUUCAAAUACCAAUAAUCUCUUCAUUGUCAAGUCUAAUAAGUUUCUUACUAUUCAUCCUUCCUGACCUUUGCAGCCUUAAACACUACUAAAUGCCCUCUCCUCUUGGUUGUGCUCUCACACCCCACAACAGAUGCUAUUUUCUUUGAUUCCAUCCUAAUGUUUGAUAACUUCUCAGUCUCCUUUCUUUGCUGAAUCAUCAUUCAUAUCAUAUCCUCUAAACUGCAUGUAUCCCAAUCCACUGUCCUGUACUUUUUUCUUCACAUUCUAAUUUGGUGAUUUCAGUGUCUCCUUUGAUUUAAUUAUCAUCUCUAAACAAAUGUUUCCCAAAGCUAUGUGGCCAGCCCUAGACUCUCUUGUGCUCAAAUUGUACACCCCCAACUGAACAUCUUAAACUUGGUUUCAUGUAGGUACCUCAAAACCUUAUUUUGUCCAAAACAGAAAUUAUUUUUUCUCUCAAACCCACCUUUCUCAUGAAUUUCCUUAUUUCUGUCAAGGACACCACCAUCUUCCAAUACCUAGUGUUCGGGUUUAGCGGCAGAGAAUUGAUGUGAGAAUCCCCUCUGGUCAGCACACAGGUCCAAAGUGAAAGAAUUAGUAAACCCGAAAAGUCUGAAAGGCAAAAGGGAUUUUUAUUGGCAUUGAGAAGCCAGCUUUCUAGGAAGACAAACUCCUCAGUAGCAAGAGGUGCUAUUAGGGAAAUAACAAAGGUUAUCAUUGAGAAGAGAAUGUUUUUACAGCAGGCAAGAGUUCUGUCAGGCAGCUGCCUGUCCCAAAAUGUGGUGUUCUUUUCUCUUCUUUACAAUAAUAUAAAAAUGGUUCUUCUCUGGGAGAGAGAGCAGAUUUCUCAGGGAGGUUUUCUGGAAGCAGCCUUAGUUUCAGUUAAAAAUAAAUAAUCACCCAAAACGUAGCCAGGUGAUAAAAGUUCAGAUCUUUUAUUGUCUCCAAUAUAGCCCGGUUAGCUUAGAGGCCUAUCUCUCUGCUUAGUUCCAAGAGCUCUCUCCAAAUGUCUCCAAAUCCAAAGAUGUUGAGGUCUAGAUUUGGGGACCUAAAUGAAAUUAGGGUUUAGUUGAGGUCUAGUGGCAGGUUUGGGUACAGGGAGUCAAGCAAAGCUCCCCUGCAACCCCCUUGGAUUCGGUGCAAGGAUACGGCGGUAAAUGGGGUCUAGUAGCAGCGCAAGUCCCCAAUAAACGCAUUUAUUGGCCCGAGAGCUAGAUUGAUAAAAGAGGUUUAUUAUUGGAUUUGGAAGUAAGGAGAUAGGUGAAGAUAGAGAUAAGGAGAGUACUGGACAGAGGGUCCAGUGGACAGAGGGUCCUCACAUGGCUAGCAUGUUUGGAAUCUCUGCAAAGAGGGGGUCCCAGUAUCUCCCUUUUUAAUGGGAGGCUUAGCUCUAGGGGCUUUUGAGUAUAGCUCCAAAGUUGGCUCAGAUCCGGGUGGGGCUGGGACAAGUCCGAAUCUUCUAUUGGAAUUCAAAGGGACCAGGAUUUGUGAGUCAAAGGAUAAUUACAUUCACUAGGAGGGGAUGGGAAUCUAGAAACUAAUCUUUCCCACAUCAAAGGUUUUGUCCUUCAGCCUCUGCCUCUGCUUUCUUCAGUCUCCAGCCAGCACAAAGAUGGAAUGAAUCUCUUGUCUCCUUCACUUGGGGCUCGGCUAGCUUUCUGGCGAGUCUUUCAGAUCAGCUUGGUCUCAGUUGGGGAAGGACCAGCAGGAGCCCAGCCACCACAGUGGUGUGAGAUAAAGAUGAAUCUAUGCCUAGAAGAGAGGUCCCUUGGCAAAGCAUAAUCCUACUUUGGACUUCUGCAGAGAUUUGGAGUUCAGAAUUGUCUUUUAUUGGCAGUCUGAGGCUUGGUUCCAGUUGAAAAGAGAGUCAAUGCCCCUAGGCCUAGAUACUUAUCUUGGAGUUUCAAGCCACUCCAUAGGAAUUGCAGGUCCAGAUCUCCAACUGAAUAAAAUCAUUUUGAAGGCUUUUUCCCAGAACCUGGAAUUUCCUGAAGAGGAUCAGCAUCCCCAAAAGAUCAAAGGAGAGUGAUUUGACCAAGAUCUUCAAUUGAAUGAUGCUGCUUAACUUGGAAAAGGCUUGUCUAGGGAAGUAUAUUUUCCCCCAGACUUUUCAGAAUCUGAGACUCUGAAUCUCCCUUCUUUUACAGAUUAAAGGUGUUUGGGGCAAUUGCACCUACCCAAACUGACUACUCAGGAGUCACUCCAAAUGAUGUACAGAAAGAAUUUAUUAGACUCUCGAGAAGCGGACCAUCCUGGCCUGUGCGCCCGAAAGGACAGGAGGAGAGUCAUUCACUUGAGGAUGCUUACAACUUUUAUACAUUUCAGACAAAGAACCCCCCAAAUCCCACCCUUUACAGGCUGUGAUUGGUUACAUAAACCUUUAUCUCCCUAUUUGUGGAAUGCAGUGAAAAAGGUGAUAGACAGCUUCGGCCACUUAAUGCCUUCUUUGGACAAUGAAAUGCAGUCCAAGUCUCAUCUAAAAUCACGUGACUGGGGCCUAUGAUCAAUAUGUGCUUAAUCUGUAAAUUCUUCACCUUUCCACACAGUCUCCCCUGUUAUUCAUAAAUAUAUAUGUAUAUCUAUUUCCUCAUGAAGAA